AAAAGUGGCAACGGUUGGCGUUUGCUGAUUUUUGACCGUCGCGACUCAGUGAAUCCCCUUUCUUCUGGCCGGCUGCUGAGGCAGUAGGCUAGAAGGAAACUUCCAAGAUGGAAACUUUGUCUUUUCCCAGAUACAGUGUUGCUGAGAUUGUAGUUCAUAUUCGCAAUAAAUUCUUAACUGGAGCUGAUGGUAAAAACUUCUCCAAGAAUGAUCUUUACCCAAAUCCAAAGCCUGAAGUAUUGCACAUGAUUUACAUGAGAGCCUUACAAAUAGUAUAUGGAAUUCGACUGGAGCAUUUUUACAUGAUGCCAGUUAACUCAGAAGUCAUGUAUCCACAUAUAAUGGAGGGCUUUCUACCUGUCAGCAAUUUAUUUAUUCAUCUAGAUUCAUUCCUGCCUAUCUGCCGGGUAAAUGACUUUGAGAUUGCUGAUAUUCUAUAUCCAAAAGCAAAACGGACAAGUCGAUUUUUAAGUGGAAUUAUCAACUUUAUUCACUUCAGAGAAGCAUGUCGUGAGACAUAUCUGGAAUUUCUUUGGAAAUAUAAAUCCUCAGUGGACAAAAUGCAGCAGCUGAACACUGCACACCAGGAGGCACUGAUGAAACUGGAGAGGCUUGAUUCUGUUCCUGUUGAAGAGCAAGAAGAGUUCAAGCAACUUACAGAUGAUAUUCAGGAGUUGCAGCAAUCACUGAAUCAGGAGUUUCGUCAAAAAACGAUAGUUCUGCAAGAGGGAAAUUCCCAAAAGAAAUCAGAUAUUUCAGAGAAAACUAAGCGUUUGAAUGAACUAAAAUUGUCAGUGGUUACUUUGAAAGAAGUACAAGAGAGUUUAAAGACAAAAAUUGUGGAUUCUCCAGAGAAGGUAAAGAAUUAUAAAGAAAAAAUGAAGGACACGGUACAGAAGCUUAAAAAGUCCAGGCAAGAAGUGAUGGAGAAGUAUGAAAUCUAUAGAGACUCAGUUGACUGCCUGCCUUCCUGUCAGCAGGAGGUGCAAUUAUAUCAAAAGAAAAUCCAGGAACUUGCAGAUAAUAGAGAAAAAUUAACCAGUAUCUUAAAGGAGAGCCUGAACUUGGAGGACCAAAUUGAGAGUGAUGAGUCGGAACUGAAGAAAUUGAAGACUGAAGAAAAUUCAUUCAAAAGACUAAUGAUUGUGAAGAAGGAAAAACUUGCAACGACACAAUUCAAAAUAAAUAAGAAGCAUGAGGAUGUCAAGCAGUACAAACGAACAGUAAUUGAGGAUUGCAAUAAAGUUCAAGAAAAAAGAGGUGCUGUCUUUGAGCGAGUAACAACAAUUAAUGAAGAAAUUAAAAAAAUUAAAUUUGGAAUUCAGCAGUUGAAAGAUGUCACUGAAAGGGAGAAACUAAAGUCACAGGAAAUAUUUCUAAGCUUGAAAACUGCUGUGGAGAAAUACCAUGAAGGCAUUGAAAAGACAGUGGAGGAAUGUUAUGCUCGGAUAGACGAGAAGGCUGCUGAACUAAAGAAGCGAAUGUUCAGAAUGUCAGCCUGAUCAACACAGUUACAUGUCACCUCAUAAACAGCUUGCCAUUCUCUUAAUUUUUGUUUGGGAAGGGAAUAGUUAAUGUUCAUUCAGUCUGUUGUCAUAGACUGUCUUAUAAGUGGUCAUGUUAUAAGUUGUGCAUUCAAUGUAAAUUUUUAAAAAAAUUUAAAGCUGAAAUAUUAAUACAGCUAUUCGUUAUAUGUGCUAUUUAGAGUAAAACAAAACCAGUUACUUUUACAUUAAUUUUUUUCUGUUAUUAUCAUGGUUAUUUUACUUUAUUGGCAUACCGGACUUUGGCAAUAUUGAGCCUUGGCUGUGCCCUAAGUUUUGUAGUUGGACUCUCAUUUGAUGCUCAUUAACAACUCCAGGUAGAUAUUCUAGUAUGUGUACUGCCGAAGCAAGCACAAGGUAGAUGUCCUUAUUACUCCUUUAUAAAAUAAUUAUGAAGCUCCCCAAAGAUUAAAUAACUAGGCCAAACUCUGACCUGUACUCUGCAGUAUACUGAAACACGCAAGUUUCCAUUAUAUCAUGCUUUAUAGAGUAAUUAGUUGAGAGUAAGUUCGAGUGUGGUAGUCAAUUUCUUCAUUGAUGCCACUGACCUUUUUAUGAGGGAAAUGAGGUAAAACAUGUAAAGUUGUUCAUACCAUGCCUGACACAUGGUGGGAACUCCGUAUCUAUUUUUGGUACUUAGUAUCGUGAGAGUAAGAAACUGUUGUUGAAGGUUCCCAGAAGAGGAAAGGACCCAGGAUGAGAGGAGUGGCAAAGUGAGCAGUCAGGGAGGACCCUAUAGGAAUGCAGACUUGAGCUUACUUCUUUGACCCUUCCUUGCUUCUCUUUAGUCCCAAAUGUCAAUCUAGAAAAAUUUGCCUGUGAGAUUGCAUAACAAGCACAGCACAACUGAAUCUCAUGUCUACGACACUUUACCUCCCUGGACCUAUCCAUCAUUAGUCACUGCUUUCUUUCACAGCCACAUUUCUGAAAACCUAUUCUGUUCUUAUGAAUCUGUCACAUGGCACUAUGGCUUUGAUCCAUGGCUACAUGUGCAUUUUUGUCUUCCUUAAAUUCUACUUGUCUGUCCAGUGUUUCUUUUCCCCUUUGCUUGAGAAACAUCACUCUUGGUUGUCUCAGUAUGUGUUCCUCUAAAUUUAUUAACCUAGAGAACAUUGUUCUGUUACCCCUUAAAUGUUUGUUUGCUAGGCUGCUUCACUUGGUGCUCAUCCCAGCCUCCUUUUGGAAAACCUAUUGAUACCAGUUGAUUGAGUUGGGAAUUAAGUAUCCAUAUAGCUAUUAU
This is a messenger RNA of Octodon degus (degu), 2784 nucleotides long. RefSeq names its product NUF2, NDC80 kinetochore complex component (gene Nuf2). Gene Ontology annotation, molecular function: protein-containing complex binding. The transcript has 14 exons. The coding region runs from base 108 to 1502 and encodes 464 amino acids. The record is from RefSeq and is a predicted model, not a curated record. Gene Ontology annotation, cellular component: kinetochore; Ndc80 complex. Gene Ontology annotation, biological process: attachment of mitotic spindle microtubules to kinetochore; mitotic spindle organization; kinetochore organization. NCBI's taxonomy places the organism in Eukaryota, Metazoa, Chordata, Mammalia, Rodentia, Octodontidae.